AUGUCAUCGGAGUUUUCUUUACGAAUUGGCUCAAGACAUAAACAUGCAUAUCACAUUAUAAAUAAAUAUAGUGAAGAACCACAUAAUAACUAUACCAUUUUAAUUAUUAUUGAUACACCAAAUCAAAAUAGGUUAUUCGAAGAACAGAUUAAAAGUAUUAUGACUUUAAUUGAGGCAGAUUUAGCGAUUGUUGCAAAAUGGAUCAUUCCUGUCGUGCCAAGACAAACUGUAUACAGAGAUCAUUGUUUGGUGAUUAAAGAUGGCUUGAUUCUCGAUAUCGUCAGAGCAGCAGACUUGAAAGAAAAGUACAACGUCAGGCAGGUCAAUCAUCUCGGUGACGCACCAGAUUCAGCUGACGAGCACAUUCUCAUUCCCGGUUUGUUCAAUAUGCAUGCACACUCUGCAUUGUCGUUGCUGCGUGGUUACGCCGACGAUGUCUCGCUACACGAUUGGCUCACCAAGUUCAUCUGGCCAGCGGAAUCGGCACAUCUCUCCGAGGAAUUCGUUCGACUCGGAACCGAGUUGGCUUGUGCCGAGAUGAUUCGCACUGGAACCACCUAUUGCAAUGAGAUGUACUUCUUCCCCGAGGUUGCCGCCGAGGUUAUCGCUCGCUCCGGAAUGCGUGGAACCGUUGCCGUUCCCAUUAUCAAAUUCCCGUCGUCCUACGCCAAGGACGAGUCGGACUACAUCGAAAAGGGUGAGAAGUUGAUCGCUCACUACCACGGACACGACCACAUCAAGGUUUCACUCGGUCCACACGCCGUCUACACCAUCACCGACGAGGCAUACACCAGAGUUAAAGAGCUCUCGGAACAACACAAUCUCGUCAUUCAUACACAUCUCCACGAGACACAUCGUGAGGUCGACGAUGAAGUCGCCACCAACGGUGUCCGACCGAUUGCGCGUCUCGAACGUCUCGGCAUUCUCUCGAAGCGUUUGGUCGCCGUGCACAUGACACACCUAAACACCGGUGAAAUCUCUCUGCUCAAAGAGAAGCAAGUGAACGUUGUCCACUGUCCAGAAUCCAAUUUGAAGCUUGGUGUUGCCGGAAUAUGUCCGGUUCAUCAGCUGAUGGAGAACGGUGUCAACGUUGGCAUUGGAACAGACUCUGCCGCUAGCAACGACGAUCUUGAUAUGCUAGGUGAACUGAGAUGCGCUGCCUACGUCGAUAAGCUCUGCUUCAACGUCGCCAUGAAGGAGCAACAACCCGCGCCAGGACAAAGCGUUACCAACGCCGCUCAGAUAUUGGAGAUGGCAACAAUCAACGGUGCCAAAGCGUUGGGUGUCGAUCGACAACUCGGUAGUCUCGAGAUCGGUAAGAAGGCCGACAUUGUCGCCGUCAAAGUUACAUCGCCACCCAUCUACGAUCCAAUCUCACAUUUGGUAUACGUUGGAACCAACCGUGUCUGUGAUGUCUGGGUAGACGGCAAACAACUCUUGAAAGAAUCAAAACUCACUGAAAUUGACGAGAAUCAAAUCAAACAAAAAGUAAAAGCUUUCUCUGAAAAGAUUUUAACAAUGAGACCAAAGACAGAUACAAAGAUUAUUCAAUAA
Molecule: messenger RNA, 1554 nt
Organism: Heterostelium album PN500
Lineage: Eukaryota; Evosea; Eumycetozoa; Acytosteliales; Acytosteliaceae
Product: putative amidohydrolase
Exons: 3
Coding region: 1-1554 (517 amino acids)
Molecular function (GO): hydrolase activity, acting on carbon-nitrogen (but not peptide) bonds
Source: RefSeq, a predicted model, not a curated record